CGCGGGGGCCGUGCGCCGGGGUAGCGGGAUGUGCGCGGAGAGCUGCCGGCAUCUCUGCCGCGCGGGACGGAGCCGCGGGAGCGACGCUGGAGGGGUGAAGUCUCCGUAUGGCCGCCCGCAUGGAGCUGAGCAGCGCGGAAGGGGCAUCCACCCGGUUCCUCGGCCUCACUCAGCGCUCUGUCUCUGAAGAUCUGGGUUGCAGACGCGGAGAGUUUAGCAGAAAGCAUUAUGGAUCUGUGGAGCUUCUUAUAUCUAGUGAUGCUGAUGGAGCCAUUCAAAGAGCUGGACGGUUCCGUGUGGAAAAUGGCUCCUCUGGUGAGAAUACAGACUAUGCUCCAGGUACAUGGCACAGAACAGAUGUGCAUUUGGAAAACCCAGAGUAUCAUACAAGAUGGUACUUCAAGUAUUUUUUAGGGAAAGUUCAUCAGAAUUAUAUAGGUACAGAUGCAGAGAAGAACCCUUUCUUCCUGUCUGUUGUACUGUCUGACCAAAAUAAUCAGCGCAUUCCUCAAUAUCAUUCAAUACUUUGGAGAAAAACAGGUACUCAGAAAAUAUGUCUCCCUUACAGUCCCACAAAAACAUUAUCAGUGAAAUCUAUAUUAAGUGCUAUGAGUCUUGAUAAAUUUGAGAAGAGCCCAAGAGAAAUUUUUCAUCCUGAGAUACAAAAGGAUUUAUUGGUUCUUGAAGAACAAGAGGGAUCUGUGAAUUUUAAAUUUGGGGUCCUUUAUGCUAAGGAUGGUCAGCUUACUGAUGAUGAAAUGUUCAGUAAUGAAACUGGAAGUGAAAGUUUUCAACGAUUUUUGCAUCUCUUGGGUGACACAAUUACUUUGAAAGGCUGGUCAGGCUACAGAGGAGGACUGGACACUAAAAAUGAUACAACUGGAACCUGUUCCAUCUAUACAGUUUUUCAAGGUCAUGAAAUUAUGUUCCAUGUUUCCACCAUGCUACCAUAUUCUAGAGAGAACAAGCAGCAGGUAGAAAGGAAGCGACAUAUUGGAAAUGACAUUGUCACUAUCAUAUUUCAGGAAGGUGAAGAGUCUUCUCCAGCAUUCAAGCCAUCCAUGAUUCGCUCUCAUUUUACACAUAUUUUUGCUUUAGUGAGAUACAAUAAGCAGAAUGAUAGUUACAGGCUGAAAAUAUUUUCAGAAGAAAGUGUUCCUCUCUUUGGGCCUCCCCUUCCAUCCCCACCUGUAUUUACAAAUCACCAGGAAUUCAGGGAUUUUGUGUUGGUGAAAUUAAUAAAUGGUGAAAAGGCCACCUUGGAAACACCAACAUUUUCUCAGAAACGUCAACGCACUCUAGACAUGCUGAUCCGCUCUUUAUACCAGGACAUGAUGCCUGACCUGCACAAGGGAAAUAACAUGCUUAAUAGAAGAUCCUUCAGUGAUGUGUUACCAGAGUCCCCAAAAUCAACACGGAAAAAAGAGGAAGCUCGACAAGCAGAGUUUGUUCGGCUUGGUCAGGCAUUGAAAUUGAAAACCACUGUGAAAGGGGAUACCACAGCUAACUUGGCAACCACAAGCUUUUGUAAAAAGGAGCCUUGGGAAUCUCAGUCUUUCUGCAGUAAUUUUCCUCAUGAGGUUGUCUGUGCAGAUUCUUGGGGCCAGUCCUUGCUGGUUUCUACAGAUGCUGGCAUCUUGUUAAUAGAUGAUGGUCAACCGUCAGUGCAAGUAUUUGAUAAAACUCUCCAAAUAAAGCAGAUGAAUGUGUUGGAAGCUCUGGAUCUUUUGAUUGCCCGAACAGACAAAGGGAAAGACUCUCGUAUCCUUGUCUUCAGACUCAGUGAUGUCCAAAAAGAUUUAGAGACUAAAAAAAUUAUAAGAAGCAAAUAUGACUGCAGAGAAAAUAAACUGGAGAGAACAAAAGGCUGCCAUUUGUAUGCCAUUAAUACUCACCAUGGAAGUGAACUGAGGAUUGUUGUGGCUAUUCGGAACAAACUACUUCUCGUCACAAAGAAAUAUAAUUCACACAACACUUUAACCAGCACCUCUCUGCUAUCAUCUCCUGAAUCACCAGUAGAGGAGUUCCAGUACAUCCGGGAAAUAUGCCUUUCUGACCCUCCGGUGGUUAUGACGCUGGUGGAUGGACCUACUGGAGACAGUGACAAUAUGAUCUGUGUAGCAUAUCGGCAUCAGUUUGAUUUAGUCAAUGAGAGUACAGGGGAGUCCUAUAGAUUCCAUCAUGUUGAAACAAACAGGGUUACUUUUGUUGCAGCAAUUGAUGUAUAUGAAGACGGUGAAGCUGGUCUGCUUUUGUGUUAUAACUAUGUUUGUCAAUACAGAAAGGUAUUUCCUUUCAGUGGAGGUUCUCGACUGGUCCAGCCAUCAGCUUAUGACUUCCACUUCAGCUGGAAUCAAGUUCCUUAUGCUGUUGUUUGUGCUUUCCCUUAUGUUCUUGCCUUCACUACUGAUUCCAUUGAGAUCCGAUUAGUGGUGAAUGGGAACUUAGUCCACACAGCUGUUGUGCCUGAGCUUCAACUUGUAGCAUCAAGGUCAGAUAUUUAUUUUAAAGCUACUGCUGCAGUAAGUGGAUCAUCUGACAGCAGCUCUAAGGAAAUGAGUUCAAAGAGCUCUCCUCAAACACCAACAGCUUACGAAAAGCCAGAACUUCCUCUUCCUUCUCUAGAAGGUGAAAUUCCAUGCAAAAACCUGUACAAAAUACCUCUCAGCAAUCUGGUUGGGCGAAGCAUUGAACGACCUCUGAAGUCACCUUUGGUUCCCAAGGUCAUCGCUACUACAACAUCGAGUAGCAUUACUUCUCUUCCAGUUAUGCAGUCACGAUCUUUAUCUCGUAUGGAAAUUAAAGAAAUUGCAAGCAGGACACGUAAAGAAUUGCUCGGCCUCUUGGAUGAGCCUAUACCCAAGACAGAAAGUGCACAGAAGCUAAAAACGGUUUCUCGAAGACAAUCAGACCCCAAGCAGGGAGCCAUAAGAUCAUCUAGUAGUGACAGGAUAAUCUCAAGUUCAUUUGAAGGCUAUUCUGAAAGACGUCAUCUUUCCACUAGUUCAGAUCCUGAUACUUUAGCAAACAGGGAGGAGAGCUCACCACCUAGCUAUCCAUUUCAGCUGAUUCCUUUAUAUGAUGAAGACAUCAUUGACUUAAAAUGAAGACCCUUUUAAAACCUCCCUUACUACACAUUUUCUUACAACUCUGUAAGCUCUAUGGCAAUGUCACAAACACUGCUUCUGGUGGUAAAAUGUGGCUGGAAGUACUGGUGAUAUAUCCUUAUAGAACCCAUGUUCUGGUUAGCACAGCCUGAUUUGGUGAUGCUUUUAUCUUUGACAUAGGUAUGUUUUCUCAGUUAAUGAAGCAUUACUUUUCGUGGCAUUCUAACAGUAGGCAAUCAAUGAGAAAUUUAGGCUGAAACUGAAGUAAACAAAAAGUAUUACUUGUUCUAAGCUGCUUAUUAAUUUGAUUUACCUAAAUGACAUGCAGCAAAGUUAAUUGCUGUAAUUACUAUUCAUGAGUUGUUUUACAACAGUGUAUGUCAUGUUGGAAGAGGAAUUUUAUAACAUAGAUCACUACUUUCAUUUUUUCGGUCUUUAAAAAACAAAACAAAACAACAACAAAAGAAGGCUUGUAGGUGCGGUCAUUUUAAGCAGUGCAGUCACUCUUUACACUGAUGCAUCUGUGGUAUGUUUACUGAAGAAUCAGGUGAGAUAUGAAGAUGGUGUUUCCUUUGCUCAUUUUUAGAGAACCUUGAAAACUCUUUUGGCAUAAAGAAUCCAUGAGCAGAGAAACUUUCUAUAGGAAACACAAACUGUCAGAAUGUUUCUCAAAAAUUGGAAAUUAAAAAAACCCUAAAAAACCCACAAACAAACAAAAAAUGCCAAAACAAAAACCCCAGUCCAUCUGCUGGAAAACUCUUAUUGUAGUGCAUCUGCAGAUUUUUCCAUUACAGGCAGAAGAGCCAACCCCAAUUGUCUUUGACUACAAAAAGAUUCUUAUGCAGACAUCAUCGUUAGCUGUUGUCUGCACUUGCACCAACAGUAUAAGUCACUAUUUCAGAUAGUUGUAUUUUUGUAAUUGGAUGCAGACUCAAAUUUCACUGCUAAUAAGCUAGUCUUCUAUGAUGAAAUAGUCAUCUUGUCUCUUAGUGUUAAAGGGCAGGGAUUUAUAUUUAAAGUUUGAUUUUUUUUUUACCCUUUCCUGUAGAACACCUUUGCAAAGAUUUUGUUUGGUUUUGGUGUUUUUUCAUGAAAGCCUUUCUAUAUAGGAUAUUUUUAGCUUUACUAACAAGUGUUUCUUGUUCCAUCUGUAGAAAUACUUCUGUGUGCUUGAUUUUAUUUCAUAAUACCACUUGUAUGUCAUGAUUUCACUUUUGUUCAAGUAUGAUCAUCUUGCAGAUGUGUGCCUUUUGCUGCCGUCAGUCUGAAUGUAAAACUGGUUUUGCAACGUGAUUUUUUUUAGUUUAUUGUAUAUAAUGGCUGAAUUGCUUCACUUGAAAAUAUGCAAGGUCUUACCUGGAAGCAUAAUUUCUUACACUCAAUUGGCGUGGCUAAUCAACACAACAAGCAAUAUUUUCAACAGUAAUUAGUCUAGGAGCAGAAGGCUAUUAUUACUUUAGUGGGUUUUGCACUCAUAGAUGUGUGGGAUGAACCUUAAUAAGCAUCUUAAAGAAAGUACCAGAUUCAAGUCUUUGCAAAAACUUGUAAUUAUUUUUUAAGAAUGUUGUUUCCAGUGAUUGUGCUAUUUUACCUUAUCCGUAUUUAUUUAGACAGUUAAGGUUUAAAACAAAAAUCAAUCAGAAAGUAUCAUGUGGUACUUAUUUUCCAGGAAGUUGUAAACACUUCUGAAUCCACUGAAUCUACUUUUGGGGUCACUGCUGGCACUUACGUAUUUUUAGAAAGGAAAAGAACCAGAUUUUUCUAUGAACAGCUUUCUCAAUGUAGUAUUUGAUUUCUGGUUUGUGGCUAUUUUUGAAGAUUGUAACAGCGUGUUGCAAAACUGGGGCUUCAGUUAAAAUUUUAACUGGAAAACUUUGCUUUAUCCUGUUAGAAUUUUGGAUUUUAAAUAUACUGCAGAUGUUCACCUGUGCUAUUAUAGCAUGAUUUAAAAUGAUUAACCAUUGUUUGAUAACAGUUGAAGCAAUAUAUGGAGAUUUUAAAACUUGUUUUGAAGAACCUGAGCAAAUACAUGCUUAAGUAUCCUGAAAGACUAGCCUUAGAGAUGGAGCACUAGGGAGAACAAGAAUGAGCUUGACAGAAAGCUUGAUUACUGGCUAUGAUGGUAGUCAGAAUGCAUAUAGAUACAGCAUUUGCAUUAUAUCAUAAACAUGAUUAUUGAAGAAAGGGCUAUAAAGCAGGAGUUAUUUUCUUGAAUCAUAAGUGAAGCAGUGGCUGUAAAGUAUUACCAUGAAAUAAGAGACUGUUGGGGGGUGGGAAUGUGGGGGCGGGGGAGGAGAGAGAGAAAGAACCUUUGAAGGUGUGCCUGUAGUUACAGCAAUGAUGACAUCUAGCAAAUUAACUAUAAGGAGUACAGAAACUGGAUUACUGAAACUAGACAAAACCAGAUCAUACUGGCUUCAUGGUACAUACCUGGAACAGGGUGUUGGUAUCAUUUGAAGAGUGAAACCCAGCAACUGCAUCCCACCCACCUCUCACCUGCUUUUAUGCUAUAGCUAGACUUAACGGGUCAGGUACAAGCUGUUAAGCAGGUCGCACUAGGAACAGCCAGACCUUAACAGACCAUUACUCAUAUAGGACAGGAAGGAGCUGAAAUCUGGAAAAAAGUUAAUGUCUUCAUUCCUAAUGUUUCCAGUAAGUCCCUUAACAAGGCUUUGACUUCUUGAGUUUUUGCUUCUGUACUUAAUCAAGAGUGUUGUAGAAGGAUAAUACCUAACGUGGCAAAAGAACUACAGAGGAAUACAUCUAGUUUGGGUUAUACACUUAGAGAUGGUAGCUGAGGCUUUAAAGUCAUGUAUAUGUAGUUUACUACCUACUUACUGUAUGAGUGCAGCCCAGAAUAUAGGUAGAAGGUAGAGAACAUGGAAAUAAUAUUCCAAUUUUAUUUUACACAAGCCACAGGAACCAAAUUCUGUGGAGAUCUUUAUCACAUUGUAUCAAAAGAACAAAUACCAACAUAAUCAUGUGAAACUGCUGGUGUAACAGGAGAAACCUCUAUUGUACAAGGAUAUGGCUUCACUGAGUUUUUAAUAGUCUGAUUAGAUCACCAUGAUUUCUGUGUCUUUUCAUGUGAGAACUAGCUUCUAGGCAUUGUUUCUCUCAAAAGAUCAUCCUUACCAUUCAGACUGCUGAUUAAAAUCUAGAGAUCAUUGGCGAUACUGAUACAUAAGCUCUUGUGCAUCAUUUAUAAAAGGCAAAGUUCUUACGCAUCUGCAGAACCUCUCCUUAAGACUGGUGUAAGAUGACAAGGCUUCUCAGAAGGCUGCUGGGAUCGCUAUAGUUCCCUCCAGAGUUGGAACCAUAUUGUUUGCCCUCUGUUUUUCCAGCAUGUGCAUGCAUAUACUCUCUAAAACUUAAAAAGUAGUCUUAGGCACAAAUUGUAGCCGUGUCCACUGUAGAUACAACCCUUUCUCCUGGAUGUUAAGGCUGCCUGUAGGCUGCAUUCUUGAUGCUGGCUGACCAGCUCAUGGUUAGGAGAAAACCUUUGAAUCUACAACUAGUAAGAUGGGUGUUGUUUUAAUAGGAAAAUUGAAAAAUAUUGCUACAGAUGGAUGGAAGGAAUUGUUUCUGCGAAGGAAGAAUUGUUACCAGAUUGAACACUUGCUAUCAAGCUAAGUUUAAGAGAAGGCCCCUUCUAGACUCUUGGCUAAGUUUCUGCAAUAAAUACUUUCUAUCCUAAUGUGCUGGAUUUGUUGGCAGUGGUAGGCCUCUUAACUCCUUCUGUCUAAAUGGUAUGGGUCACCACUGUCAUCUACCUUGGUGCAACCAUUAGACUGUACAGGCAGUUAAUUUAGAUUGUACUUGUGCAUUCUCACCAGCAUAGAUAAUGAUGCAUGAAAUCACAAAAUAGUUGAGGGUAGAGGGGACCACUGUGUUAUCAUCUAGUCCAAUAAACACACCCAUGCACCACCAUUUCAAAAUGGGUAUGAAACAUUUUGAGCUACUCGUCUUCUUUAUCCUGCAUUUGAAUUACAGCAUGCAUAUAAACCAUCACCGCAACUUUGAAGUGUGACUAGACUCAAGAACCCCCUGACACAUGAGCUAAGUUAAUUCUUUCACAUACUCACACACACACAAUAUGGAGCCCUUAAGGCUAAGGCUUUGAUGAACCAUUCCCAAGGUCCCUAAAGCUCAGUUUGGGCUUUAGAAACUAGUACAGGCUAAGAGUCAUUUUUGUCCAGUUUCUUAUCCUGGUGACAAUGCAGUACACUUAAAUAUUUUAUAUGUGUUUGAAAGUAACAAAGUACUUCCUUCCAAUAAGAAAUAAAGACCCACAUGCAAUUUGAAAGCGCUAUGGCUAUUCAUGGUAGCAAGAGAACUACUCUCUAGGUUCAGUGAACGCACGCAUACAUUCAGUUUCCUGGUUUAUAAAGAAGUAAGGCCUGUUCUACUUAUAGUCCUUUACUGGUUUGGGGGUGUGGCAUGGAUUCUUGUUUGUUUUGGUUGGUGUGGUUUCUUGAGGCUGGCGGCAUGGGAGGGAUUUUGUUGGUUGGGAUUUUUUUUUUCAGGUUUUGGAGGAGGGAUUUGGUUGGCUGGGGAUUCUGUUUGUUUUUGUUUUUCAAUGCAUAACAUACAGACAGGUACGCGCCUGGAAUGAAUAACAGGUUUGUUAUCUGCCUUCACAUAAUUAUUUCUGUAAAUGUGCAAGUACUUGUAAUUGAUAGAUUCCAAUUGGAUUUUUUUUAGUACUGUGACAGUCAACUGAAUUAAUAUUUAAACGGUGCUUAAGAGGGCAGGGAUUGAGUAACAUUAUUGCCUAACUAAUUACAUAUGGUUAAGGUUGCUACUCCUGACAUGUGUUUUCUGCCAUACUGUGAUAAACAGAGACUUAAGUCUGCAUUUGAAAUAUAUAGCCCUUUUCAUAUGGAUUUGGUUUUCAAUAUAUAUACAAAUAUAUAUACAUAUAUAGGUAUAUAUGUAUAUAUAUUUGUAAUUUCUACCAUAAAUUUUCAGGGAUUAAAAAUCCUGAGUUAUAUAUAUAGGAACUUAAAGUAAUGGGAUCACAAAAGGCAGGGGAAGGAAAAAAUCCCAUCGGCAAGUGAUAAGGUAUUGCAGAAUAAUUUCUGUUGCCUUCUGUGUAUGGCAAUGAGUAUCACACUGUUUUCAUUGUUAACAAUUCAAUGUCAUGGUUCAUACACACAGUGCUUUCUGUUAAAGCACUGUUUUCUCAGGCUUAAUCUGGUUUUGUGAAGGACUAAAUUAUACCCUGGGAACCUAACAUUAACAAUAUGGGAUGGCUCAAGAGAUUAUGCAGUGAACAGCUGUACUUGCAUGCAGGUUAGAAAGUAUUUUUACUUGUCUUAGUUGAGCACAGCAACUUCACCAGCCUGUAUACUGCUUAGCUGCUUCACUUCGUUGCUGACUGUAACUGACUCCUAUUUGCUGGUGGAAAUUGUGGUACUAGCACCUGGCUUGAAGAGAAAAUGGAGAUAAUUUUCUGCAAAUUUAUUUAUAGCUCUAUUAUGUAUUUACCUGGUUGAAUGGAAAAUGUUAUUUAAAGAUUUAUGCAGAGUGUUAUCAAUCUGGAAUGUCAGUUUAAUUGUCUUUGAAUGGUAGCAGACUGCUUUGUAAUUUAAUAACAGCAUAUUGUUAAGACUGUUGCUACAUUUGUGAUCAAAGACUUUAUCACUGGUGAUGGUAAUCAGAUUAAAUGCUGAUGUAUUACCAUUAUUUUUUAUGUCAUAUGAUAGCACGUACAGUUUGUAUUUUAGAUAGAACAUGCAAGCAGAAACAGUCCUAUCACAUCUGAAACUGUUUUAAGUGCUAUUUAUCACAUUUGUAAAGAGGAAACAUGAUUUAUUCCUUCAUCUGUAAUAAACUAUAAAUUUGACCCAA
Parus major (Great Tit) is the source of this 8960-nucleotide messenger RNA. It is a transcript of the gene GARNL3, whose product is annotated as GTPase activating Rap/RanGAP domain like 3. Bases 108 to 3107 code for a protein of 999 amino acids. NCBI's taxonomy places the organism in Eukaryota, Metazoa, Chordata, Aves, Passeriformes, Paridae. Gene Ontology annotation, biological process: regulation of small GTPase mediated signal transduction; activation of GTPase activity. The transcript is spliced from 29 exons. Gene Ontology annotation, molecular function: GTPase activator activity. Gene Ontology annotation, cellular component: cytoplasm. The record is from RefSeq and is a predicted model, not a curated record.